UAGCAAAAGCUGGAGAAUUUUGCAUAAUGUACAAUGAGCACAAAAUUGUCGCGGACACAGAAUUUUAUACAGGACUUCAAUGAAUACAAAUUAGACACGCUAUUUUGAAGCAUCUUUGGAAUAUUAAAAGGCUGGAUCUCAUUGCUUCGUAAUGAUGAGAAAUAUUUGGUUCUGUCCGCGGAGUGUGAUCUUGGAAUACUGGACAGCACUUGUUUUGUUCGUCUUUUGGAUUCAGUAUUCUCGUGGGAUGCCUCAUGUCAUUCGAAUCGGAGGAAUCUUUGAACUUAUUGAAAGUGCUGGAGGCCAGCUUGUAAGCGCAGAAGAGCAAGCCUUUAAAUUUGCUGUCAAUAGCAUUAACAGAAAUAGGACUCUGCUGCCAAAUACUACACUAACAUAUGAUAUACAAAGGAUGAAUAUUUACGAUAGUUUUGCUGCAUCAAGGAAAGCCUGUGAUCAGCUUUCUUUAGGUGUGGUUGCAAUAUUUGGACCAUCUCACAGUUCCUCCUCUAACGCAGUCCAAUCAAUUUGUAAUGCAUUAGAAGUGCCGCAUGUCCAAGUGAGAUGGAAACAUCAUCCGAUGGAUAACAGAGACACGUUUUAUGCUAACUUGUAUCCAGACUACUCCUCACUUAGUAUUGCCAUCCUAGACCUUGUUCAGUUUUUAAAAUGGAAGACCGCCACUGUAGUUUAUGAUGAUAGCAUGGGUCUUAUUAGACUACAGGAACUGAUAAUGGCACCCUCCAGGUACAAUAUUCGUUUAAAAAUCCGGCAGCUACCUCUGGACACAGAUGAUGCUAGGCCGCUACUGAAAGAAAUGAAGAGGAGUCGGGAAUUUCGGAUCAUUUUUGAUUGCACCCACAUAAUGGCAGCACAGAUUUUAAAACAGGCACUGGCCAUGGGAAUGAUGACUGAAUACUACCACUACAUCUUUACUACUUUGGACCUUUAUGCACUUGACUUAGAACCAUAUCGCUACUGUGGAGUUAAUGUAACUGGGUUCCGGAUUUUGAACACAGACAACCCGCACGUGGUUUCCGUGGUAGAAAAAUGGUCUAUGGAGCAACUCCAAGCAACACCAAAGCCAGAAUCGGGACUUAUAGAUGGAGUUAUGACGACAGAUGCUGCUCUGACCUAUGAUGCUGUUCAUAUAGUGUCUGUGUCGUAUCAACGAGCCCCCCAGAUGACUGUCAAUUCUUUGCAGUGUCACCGACACAAACCUUGGAGGCUUGGUGGUCGCUUUAUGAAUUUUAUCAAAGAGGCCCAAUGGGAAGGACUAACAGGCCGGUUGGUGUUCAACAAGACUAGUGGACUGCGGACUGAUUUUGAUUUGGACAUAAUAAGUUUAAAAGAAGAUGGGCUUGAAAAGGUUGGAACCUGGAAUCCAUCAGAUGGCCUUAACAUUACGGAGAUUCCACGAAACCGAGGGAUAAAUAUCACAGAUUCUCUUACGAACCGCUCACUUGUCAUCACCACCAUUUUGGAGGAGCCAUAUGUCAUGUUUAAGAAGUCUGACAAGGCGCUUGCUGGUAAUGACCGAUUUGAGGGGUUUUGUAUUGACCUUCUGAAGGAACUGGCAAAUAUCCUAGGAUUUAUGUACGAGAUUCGGCUGGUGCCUGAUGGAAAAUAUGGAGCACAGGAUGAGAAGGGACAAUGGAAUGGCAUGGUGAAAGAGCUCAUGGAACAUAAAGCUGACCUUGCUGUUGCACCACUUACUAUUUCUUAUAUUCGAGAAAAAGUGAUUGACUUUUCCAAGCCUUUCAUGACCCUGGGAAUAAGCAUUUUAUACAGAAAACCAAACGGUACCAAUUCUGGAGUCUUUUCAUUUAUGAAUCCGCUGUCACCAGACAUUUGGAUGUACGUUCUCCUUGCCUACCUGGGAGUUAGCUGUGUUCUUUUUGUGAUUGCAAGGUUCAGCCCUUAUGAGUGGUAUGAUGCACAUCCUUGUAACCCUGGUUCAGAUGUUGUGGAGAACAAUUUCACUCUGCUUAACAGCUUUUGGUUUGGUGUUGGAUCACUUAUGCAGCAAGGCUCUGAAUUAAUGCCCAAGGCACUCUCCACUAGAAUUAUUGGUGGAAUCUGGUGGUUCUUCACCCUGAUUAUUAUUUCUUCUUACACUGCCAACAUGGCUGCCUUCCUGACUGUGGAGCGAAUGGAGUCUCCAGUGGACUCAGCAGAUGACCUGGCCAAGCAAACUAAAAUUGAAUAUGGUGUUGUAAAGGACGGUGCUACUAUGACAUUUUUCAAGAAAUCAAAAAUCUCCACUUUUGAGAAGAUGUGGGCAUUUAUGAGCAGUAAACAAAACACUGCUCUCGUCAAAAAUAAUGAUGAAGGAAUCCAGCGUGUUCUCAGGGCUGAUUAUGCCUUUUUAAUGGAAUCUACAACUAUUGAAUAUGUCACUCAAAGAAACUGCAACCUGACCCAGAUAGGAGGCUUGAUAGACUCUAAAGGGUACGGGAUUGGAACCCCCAUGGGUUCUCCCUAUAGGGAUAAGAUCACUAUUGCAAUUCUUCAACUUCAAGAGGAGGGCAAGCUGCACAUGUUAAAAGAAAAGUGGUGGCGAGGAAGUGGAUGUCCUGACGAUGAAAACAAGGAAACGAGCGCACUUGGAAUACAGAAUAUUGGAGGCAUCUUUGUUGUGCUAGCAGCAGGACUUGUGCUUUCCGUAUUUGUAGCAAUAGGGGAGUUUGUGUACAAGCUGAGGAAAACAGCAGAACGUGAACAGAGAUCUUUCUGCAGUGCUAUGGCAGAUGAAAUAAGAUUAUCAUUUACUUGUGAGCGGAGAGUAAAACACAAACCUCAGCCCCCAGUUAUGGUAAAGACUGAUGCAGUAAUCAACAUGCACACUUUCAAUGACCGAAGACUUCCAGGAAAAGACAACAUGACAUGUAACACUGGGUUAACACCGGUGUUCCCUUGAAGUAAACAAAAAAAAAAGGCUUUUUAAUACUAUAAACGGAGAGAAAAAUACCUUUGGGGGUUUUGAACGACAAAAAUUAAUAACAGCAAAAUAAUCUCCAGUUAAUCACAGUGAUUUUCUAUGUUGUGGAAGAGAAACUUGUGGAGGAAAUUGUGCUUCUGACAGGAGGAUCAGAUAAUGUAUCGGUGCUCAGACCACCUGUGUUUGACUACUCUACAAAUAAUGAACAACAUAAAGUAGAACACAAAUGACUGGGGGAAAUGUGAGAGAAAAAAGACAGCAGGCUGCAAUGUGUUAAAUAGGAGUUUCUACAAAUUGCCAAGGCUGUGCACAUUUCAUUGAAGCUCAUACUGACCUUUUACCUCAACGUUGUGCAGACCUCCUGAUCAUGAUGUCUGAUUCAUCUCGUCUUAAACCAGAGGGAAAGAACAGAAUGGAAGUCACUCCCUGAUUAAACUAUACUUGGAUAGACAAGGAAUCAAAAUGAAUUGCUUGAACCAUGAACUCUGUAUUAUUUUCUACAAAUGCAGCAUUCAUAAAUCGUAACAGAUUCUGAAGUAAUGAUAAAAAAGCCAAUAGCCAACAUCUCCAGGUCCUGGUAGUACAGCAAGUUAGCCGCACCCCUGCCAGAGCCUAUCCUAUGCUCAAUCCUGUUUGCUCUGUCUGACAAGUGAAAGCACAAAUCAGACACUAUCAUACUGAGAAUGAAAAUCAGUUACUGGUAAUGUGUGUGAAAAUGUGGAAGACAUAUUUUUCCAUUCAAGCAAGAGGUAGUAACUCCUAAUUAAAGUCACAUAUUCAUACAUAAUGUCUGUUAUGUACUUUUAUUUUUUACAAAAGCAUAAAAAGACAUAUUUAAAAGUGAGACUGUAAAUUGUGCUCUGUCAAAACAUUUGCUUUUUUAUACACAUUUAGACAUCAACUAAUUUCAGUACAAGAUAAUUAAAUAAUUACCAAAGAUCUCUCUACAAGACAUAUACUUCUUUUGUUCUUUAUAUGCCAAUGUUUUGAAAUUGAUGCACACUUUGUAAGCUCUGGUCAUAGUCAGCACUGGUUGUCACAAUUAGAAGCACCCUGGCAGUUUGCAUUGCAUUGUUAUGAUGGUUGCACCAUUCAUUUACAAUAUAACUUUGCUUUUCAUUCAUAAUCACCCAUUUAUAAAAGCAGAAGCCAAACAUGUUUUUAGAGGAGAAAAUGCUAGAAAGUUGUUACGCUAGAUAUAUUUUAACAAUAUGUCUAAAGUUAUUUUAUUCAAAUACAAAAUGAGUAUUUGUGCUGAUUCUUUUAGAUACAAGUUAGAAACUGAUGUCAAAUUGGAGUGGAUACUGAUUAUGCAUAAGUGCUGUGCCUAAAUCAAUCAGAGCCUCUAGGCUCUGUCGACCUGAAUUUCAUGAACAAGAAUAAAAUGGGAAAACAUGCCCCAACUGAAGGUUAUAUUUUUUUUCCCUAUUACACAAAGACAAUAAUAUAAAUAUAUUUUGACAGGAGCUACUUAUAUAUUUGUGUCUGUGAUUUUUAAGCACUGUUUGGAAAUUCAUAUAUACUGUAUGUUGAACAGUACAACAUAGGAAUACAAAUAUUUACUAAGAAAGAACUAUACUUUCAUGCAAAACAUAAAAUUUGUAUCCAUCUAUUUCCUGGCUCUGCUUUUUCUAUGGGGAGCUACGAAAAACCAUGCACAUACCCGUACUCAUUGACACAGUUUCCUGUGGAAAAUCCAUGCAAACAUGUAGACAAUUGACAGACAACGCACAGACAGUGACAACGCUUGUAACUGAGCCCUAGUGCCCAAACCAACAACUGGCACAUACCCAUACUCAUUGACACAGUUUCCUGUGGAAAAUCCAUGCAAACAUGGUGACAAUUGACAGAUGCCGCACAAACAGUGAGAACACUUGUAACUGAGCCCUAGUGCCCAAACCAACAACAACAACAAAAACAAGUUUGCACCAACAUGCUGCACUACACCAGGUUUUGUGUUCCAGCAUUGCAAUUAUAUAUAUGCAUACAUUAAUGAUUAGUAACCAAUAAAGGUUACAUUUCAUAAUAAUAAUAAGUUUACUAAAACUGGCCACAAUUCAUAACGUGGACAACAAAACUAUUUCAAAAAUUAUAGUGGAGAAGAAAAAAAAAAACCCAUAAAAACUAGAAAAAAAAUACUGCAGUUAAUGUUGCCUAAAAGUAGUGCCAAAAAUUACACCUGUACUCAGAAAAUUAAUCUAUCCUUGAAACUUUAAUUUCCUAUUAGAUGCACUUCCUAAAAAGCGUGCAUGUUACAUUUUGCCUAUAAAUUUACUUGAAUUUGUGCUUUAUUGAUAUAUUCAUCAAGGCAGUUAAAUCCAUACAUGCAUAAAUCUUCCAAACCUGCUUAUCUAGAGCAAUUGUUAUGAGGAAGCUGGAGUCGAACCCAGCAAGCAUCAGGUGUAAGGCAGGAACAAACCCAGGAUCAGGACACCAGAGCAGUUAUAUAUACUUUUCAACUAAACAUACUUUUCAACCUUGAACAUACACCACUCCAGAUAAAACUUGUAAGAUUUAAUACUGUUCUGUAAGUGUAAUCUUUUAGUUGCAAAUAUGUACAGAUAUAUACCCUUUAAUACCAUGAAUUCAAAAUUAAUAUAAGAUAUAAAGGUGGAAUCCCUUUGUAACGAAAUUCAUGGGAUCAUAAAAAUAUUUCAUUGUAAUGGAAAUUUCUUUAUAAUGAAAUAGCUGUGUAAGCCCAUGCUGUAAAACGCCCAGGGUCCUGGAAACUAUUAAAAUCGUCAGAAAAAACCUGAAAUGUAGAGAUGUCAGGUAAUUGAAAAGGACUACUC
Messenger RNA from Polypterus senegalus (gray bichir), 5730 nucleotides. It is a transcript of the gene grik3, whose product is annotated as glutamate receptor ionotropic, kainate 3. Lineage: Eukaryota; Metazoa; Chordata; Cladistia; Polypteriformes; Polypteridae. Gene Ontology annotation, molecular function: transmitter-gated monoatomic ion channel activity involved in regulation of postsynaptic membrane potential; kainate selective glutamate receptor activity. Gene Ontology annotation, biological process: modulation of chemical synaptic transmission; synaptic transmission, glutamatergic; monoatomic ion transport. Gene Ontology annotation, cellular component: presynaptic membrane; postsynaptic membrane; plasma membrane. The transcript has 16 exons. The coding region runs from base 152 to 2917 and encodes 921 amino acids. The record is from RefSeq and is a predicted model, not a curated record.